CAUCAUCAUCAUCGUCGAAGCCAACUCCAGGCGUCCACCAGCAACUGCUGUCGGAUACAGACACAGUCGUCCAUGAGAUGAGAUCUCACCCUUUGUCCAAACCGGGUAAUUCCCAACCCGAAGAGGACCCGGAAACUUCCCGGCCCACCGUCAACCCCGCAGCCACCUCUGUCGUCGCUGGACUCCGCAAGAAGGGUAUCGGAGUAAGGCCAUGGCUCCUGCUCAACUCGGCUGGCCAGGCACAAGUCUUAGAAGCUGGAAAGCACGCCAUCAUGCGCCGCACGGGCCUGCCCGCCCGCGAUCUUCGAAUCCUCGACCCGCUCCUCUCCUACCCCUCGACUGUUCUAGGCCGAGAGAGAGCGAUUGUCAUCAACUUGGAGCACAUAAAGGCUAUUAUCACUGCCCAGGAGGUGCUCCUGCUGAACUCCCGGGACCCAUCUGUUACGCCCUUUGUUGAGGAGUUGCAGAGACGACUCAUGUGCCAUUAUCACGCAACUAAAGCUCAGGAGGGAAAUGGGGAUGAUUCAAACUGGGCAAAUUUGUAUGAUAUGGGGGAACAGCAAUCAAGGAUUGGUAGUCAACAUUUUUCAGGACCCAUUUCACAAUUUCGAGAGGGAGGCGAAGAAAGUAAAGCACAUGGGAAACAAGGUCUUGAGAAUCGAGACGGAUCAAAGGUUCUUCCCUUCGAGUUUGUUGCAUUGGAGGCCUGCCUUGAAGCUGCUUGUACUUGCUUAGAAAAUGAGGCAAAGACAUUGGAGCUAGAGGCUCAUCCAGCCUUGGAUAAGCUGACUUCAAAAAUCAGUACUUUAAAUUUGGAACGUGUUCGUCAAAUCAAAAGCCGGCUGGUGGCAAUAACUGGACGUGUUCAGAAGGUAAGGGAUGAAUUAGAACAUUUGCUGGAUGAUGAUGAAGAUAUGGCGGAGAUGUAUCUAACCGAGAAAUUGGUUCAACUUGAAAAUUCUUCUACCUCGUCUAUGAAUGAAAGUGAUGAAAUGGAUGAGGAAAUUCUUCAGUCAGAUACGGAUUACAGGGAUCCAACUGAAAUCUCACUGGAAGCUAAUCGGGUCUCUAGUGCUUAUGAAAAUGAUCCACAGAGCACCAACAACCCAAAUGAUCAUCUGUUCACACUGAGCAGGGGUAGUCGCGGGACUCGUACUAGUACUACCCGAAGUGCUAUAAGCAAGCAUUUUGAUGUUGAGGAACUAGAGAUGCUCUUAGAGGCCUACUUUGUGCAAAUUGAUGGUACAUUGAACAAACUAUCCACGCUGAGGGAGUACGUUGAUGACACGGAAGAUUACAUCAACAUAAUGCUGGAUGACAAGCAGAAUCAUCUUUUACAAAUGGGAGUCAUGUUAACAACAGCAACGCUGGUGGUGAGCGCAUUUAUUGUUGUUGUUGGUCUUUUUGGUAUGAACAUCCAUAUCGAGCUGUUUGAUGCGGAGAAAACCAGUGUAGACAUGUUUCUAUGGACCAUUCUUGGUGGUACUACUGGCACCGUCUUUCUAUAUGUGGCUGCAAUUGCCUGGUGUAAGCACAAGAACUUGCUCGAGUAAUUCGAGAAAGAAUGUGUUAUACUGCUAAAAUAAUCGAAGAAGCCAGUAAAUUGACUGGCCUGCUCUGUAAUCUUUGUAGAGAGAAUGAUCCAUGGAGAUCUACUACCAAAACAAGUUCUGUAACAAAACCUUGUUUUCCGAUGUUACUGAAAAUUGGGUAGUCUUGUUUGGUGAUUACCUUCAAGUUAUACAAUUGAUUAUAUUUUCUUAUCGGA
Carica papaya (papaya) is the source of this 1768-nucleotide messenger RNA. RefSeq names its product magnesium transporter 4 (gene MGT4). The record is from RefSeq and is a predicted model, not a curated record. Gene Ontology annotation, biological process: magnesium ion transport. Lineage: Eukaryota; Viridiplantae; Streptophyta; Magnoliopsida; Brassicales; Caricaceae. Gene Ontology annotation, molecular function: magnesium ion transmembrane transporter activity.